Venustampulla echinocandica is the source of this 2055-nucleotide messenger RNA. RefSeq lists its product as uncharacterized. Bases 1 to 2055 code for a protein of 684 amino acids. The transcript has 2 exons. The record is from RefSeq and is a predicted model, not a curated record. Lineage: Eukaryota; Fungi; Ascomycota; Leotiomycetes; Helotiales; Pleuroascaceae.
AUGGCACAUUCUGCUGAACCAAACAACCCAUGCAAACACUGUGCCGUUUUCACAUCUGACCACUCUGAAGCCUUCACCGCAUCAUAUUGUAGCCUUGAGCUUGACUACGAAAGGGUUGACAUCUUCCCUGAGCUCCCCGAGCUUGAGGCUUCUGCUAAAGAUGGCUGUGUCUUUUGUGGGCUCCUGCGGUCCUCAUGUCGAUUAUACUGCCCAGGGGACGAUGCAUUUAAUGGCAAGAAUCCAUAUGAAGGAAGAGUCCAGAUCCAUGGAGCUGCGUUGAGCACGAGUGCGCCAGAGAGAGGAAUAACAACCCUAGCAUUCAACAUCCGCCCAAUAGAUACUGCUGAUUCUUUAGACUAUGUUCCGAUAUACUUCAAUUUUUAUUCAUGCGAAGAUACGCCGGCUGGAAGUCAGAUCAAGCAACCCGCGCCGCUGCCCACGCCCCUUGAUCCUCAAAAUCUGGAACGAAUGAAGAACUGGAUUGAAGAAUGCAAAGGCUCGCAUGGGAAAUGCCAACAACAGCAAGUGCCCCACUUGCCUACACGUGUCAUUGACGUUGGCCCGCCAGAUGGAUCGCAUAAUCCACGGUUGCUCAUUACAGUUGGCAUCUCAGGAGAUUACGUAGCACUUAGCCAUUGUUGGGGGCCACCAUCAAAGGUUCAAUACCGGACACUUCUAUCAAACAUUGGGCAGGGGUUACAAGGGAUACCGAUGUCUAGCCUGCCCCGGAAUUUCCAAGAUGCAAUAACUGUCACCCGAGCAUUCGGGUUAAGGUAUCUGUGGAUUGAUUCGAUGUGCAUUAUUCAAGAUAGCGAAGAAGACUGGGGAUUGGAGAGUAAGCAGAUGGAUACUGUCUACGGUGCUGCAUAUUUCGUUAUUGCCGCCACAUCAUCAUCCCACAGCGGCUCCGGGUUUCUCGAACGUGAACUUAAACCCUCAGUUCAGAUGGCCCUCCGCUGCCCAGAUGGUUCUCAAAUUGGGCAUUACUCCAUUCGCCCACAAGCAAAGGCUGGAAGUGGUGCGUGGUUUCAGGACGUUGGAAUGUCACCCUGGAACAUCCGUGCCUGGACGCUCCAGGAACGCCUGCUUGCAAGGCGGAUCAUUCAUUUCACGACGGAAAAGAUAUACUUUGAGUGUUAUAGUAUUGAUGCUUCUGAAGAAGGUGAUAUAACACGGGAAGUGCCAUCGGAACAGUACAUGUACAUGGCUUCCCUCGAACUGAAACAUCUCCUUGGGCUCACCCAGCAACUAUGGACAAUCAAAGAAAGAGAUGGCUAUGAAACCGCUGCUUAUAAGGCGUAUAUUCUCUGGUACACACUAGUUGCGAUGUACACAGGGCGCCAGCUCACCUUCGAGUCCGACAAAUUUCCAGCGCUUGCUGGGCUUUCGACUAGAAUAGGGGCCUUACUCAAUGACGAUGACUAUUUAUUUGGCCUUUGGCGGAAAGAUCUCUGCAAUGGCCUAAUGUGGCAGCCCAAUAUGAUUAAUUUCUCACAAGGCUAUCCAAGAGUCUCAAAGGGGGUGUUAAGUCAAGCUCCAUCUUGGUCAUGGGCCGCUUACACGGGCGGUGUUUCUUAUUGCUACACGGCACUUGUGAAGGAUAGACAGGGGCAAAGCCUUCGUAUUAUAGACGUCGAUCCGCGGACGUCUGGCUUUACUCCACCGCCAACAGAUACCCCCGCAAAACUCAAGGUCUCCGGGCUCCUAAAACAGGGGACUAUUUUUCGGACAGGAGAAUGUAGGGGGCCUCAAGUUAGGCUUAAGCUCAUUGGGGAAACUGGAGGGUCAUGGGAUAAUCGCGUGAAGAUUAACAGCAAGGAGGUCGGUAACUGCUCACUAGAUUGCCGGCAUCCCUCGCUGAUAGGCGAGGAUGUAUGGCUGCUUAAAGUCAUGAACAGAGAGGUGGAAAACACAGACGAUUAUGGUGUACCGGCGGGCUUAAUCUUAGAAAUGGUUGAGGAGGGUGUGUUUCAGCGGGUUGGCCUUUUCAAUUUGGAUUUUGAGCAUGAGAGCGUGUUUGACGAUGAGGAAUACCGAGAGCUAUUGAUAAUUUGA